Molecule: messenger RNA, 850 nt
Organism: Camarhynchus parvulus
Lineage: Eukaryota; Metazoa; Chordata; Aves; Passeriformes; Thraupidae
Exons: 4
Coding region: 1-675 (224 amino acids)
Source: RefSeq, a predicted model, not a curated record
AUGGCCCGGGGGCACCGGCGGGCGCCGCCCGCGCUCCCGAAAGAGGAACCGGCCCCGCACGGCCCCGCGGGGCAGCCCCGGUUCCGCUUUCGGGGCCGGGAGGCUGCGGGAGCCCCCCCGAGCUCUGCCUGCCCCGGGGGGGGCGGGGCCUGUCCCGGGUCGGGGCGGGGCCUGUCCCGGGGGCGGGGCUGCUCGCAUGGCGCCGGGCGCGCCCCGCCGCACGCCGGGCCCCCCGGUGCCCCCCGCGCCCCCCCGGUGCCGCCGCCCCGCCCCGGGAGGAAGAACCGAAGGAGCUCCGAGUGGCCGGUGCAGCGGAAGCUGCGGGAAUUCUUUGCCGUCCCGCGGUGCCUGGUCAGCGUGUUCAGCCUGUUCCUGGUGGAGCUGAUCCGCUUCCUCGGCGAGGCCGUGGUGCAGGUGCUGGUGGUCGGUGUCCUGACAGCCAUCGGUGACCACGUGCUGAAGCCGUUCCUGGCGGCGUUGUUCCACAGCCUGCUGCAGCCGCUGCUGCUGUUCCUGCUGAAGGUGCUGGGCGGCGUGCGGGACCUGGCGGAGCCGCUGCUGGACGUGGUGGCGCGGCUGUGCUCGCAGCUGGCCGUGCUGCUCCGCGCCGUGCGCCUCGUGGAGAUCCGCCUGCGCCCCGACCUGCGCGCCGGCCCGGCCGACGGCGGCGCCUGAGGGCGGCCUCGGGUGCCCAGAUAAGAUAAGGAACACGAAUUCCUGGGAAUUGCGGAAGAGCGGGACCAGCUGCGGUCCAGGAGGCUCUGGAGGGGCCGUUGUCUCCAUGUGUGUCCGGGCAGGGGGCAUCGCACGGUGUGCUGGGAGGCGGUUUGGAUCUGCUAGUUCUGCAGAU